ACGUGGCUGCUGGAGGUCGUCUCGCGAGAUCUACGCAUUGCCCAGGAGACCAGGCGGAGGAGACGCGAUUUCGCGGGGAAGAAGAAAAAAAAAAAGGUCGUGAGUGCUCGCGAGAUCUCAGGUCGCCGGACCCGAAAGGUUUCUCGGGAAGUUUUAGGGCCCGAGUCAGGUCCCUAGGGCAAAUGGCCGGAGCCGGACCCACCAUGUUGCUACGAGAGGAGAACGGCUGCUGCAGUCGGCGGCAGAGCAGCUCCAGCGCCGGGGACUCGGACGCCGAGCGGGAGGACUCGCCCGCCGCGCGCGCCCGGCAGCAGCUCGAGGCGCUGCUCAACAAGACCAUGCGCAUCCGCAUGACGGACGGACGGACACUGGUGGGCUGCUUCCUCUGCACCGAUCGCGACUGCAACGUGAUCCUGGGUUCGGCGCAGGAAUUCCUGAAGCCGUCGGAUUCCUUCUCGGCCGGGGAGCCCCGGGUCCUGGGCCUGGCCAUGGUGCCCGGACACCACAUCGUCUCUGUCGAGGUGCAGAGGGAGAGCCUGGCGGGGCCCCCGUAUCUCUGACCCCUUCAGACAUCAUUAAACUGAACGAACAUGGAAGGA
Ochotona princeps (American pika) is the source of this 599-nucleotide messenger RNA. It is a transcript of the gene NAA38, whose product is annotated as N-alpha-acetyltransferase 38, NatC auxiliary subunit. The transcript is spliced from 3 exons. Gene Ontology annotation, molecular function: RNA binding. Lineage: Eukaryota; Metazoa; Chordata; Mammalia; Lagomorpha; Ochotonidae. Bases 183 to 560 code for a protein of 125 amino acids. Gene Ontology annotation, cellular component: NatC complex. The record is from RefSeq and is a predicted model, not a curated record.